AUGGGAAAUCUUUUGCUCGAUCGAAGUACAUGGUCUCAAUCACAUUACCAGGCAAUACAGAAUUGGCAUCGUGAUUGUCACCUCAACCAUAAAGAGUGUAACAAAUCGAUUUCAGGCCACGAGAAGAUUCAUCCAGACGACGUCCUUUUACCAACUCGGUGUGUCGAAUUCGAGUUCUUCGAUGAACAAAAUCCUUGGACAAGCUCAAUCCAAUGGGUACUGCGUGAAACAAAAGGUCAACGUGGUAAAUAUAUAGCACUGAGCCAUCGGUGGGUGCAAGACACGGGAGAAGCAAGUACGACGACAGAUAACUACGAGGAUCGUAACAAUACAUGGAAUCGAGCGCAAGGCUAUCACUUACUCGUUCGUGGCAAGUUAAGCGCUCUGUUUCUUGAUAUUGGACGACUUGCCUGUCAUCUUGGAAUACGCUACGUAUGGAUCGACAGCCUAUGCAUCAUCCAAAAUGACAAAGACGAUUGGGAUCGGGAAUCUAUCAAAAUGGCUGACUACUAUCAACGCUCCUGGCUUACUGUCGCUGUGACAUAUCCAUCCGAUACCGGCGGCAUCUUUCAACAGAAUGUGUCAAAGAUACCAAGAAUCACACGGCUACCAUAUCAAGAUAAAAAGGGAGAUCAAAAUGGUCACUUCUACGUCCAAGCCGGGAUAGACAAAACAUGGGCCGAAGACUACAACAAGACUAUCAUCAACAGUGACCUCCGGAAACGCGCGUGGGUGUUCCAAGAAUGGCGACUAAGCCGAAGAAUUCUGGCUCUUUCAAAUCAGGGGAUGUUCUUGCAGUGUCAAAGUGAAUCACCCAGAUCUCUGGAUGGAUAUAAGGUAGAUACAAGCAAGAAUACUGGCAUUGAUAGCGAUUAUGUAAGGUGGUUGAGAAAUCUUGAUAAGGACUCGUAUGGAUAUCAGAUCUUGCAUUCUUGGGAGUUUAUUGUUGAAGAGUAUUCAGGACUUGAGCUAACCAAGUUCGAAGAAGACCGCCUGGUGGCGCUUGCAGGAAUAGCUAGGGAGUACGGACGCGCAUUGACUCGCUAUGCUUCUAAAUAUGGCAAGCAGCAACACACAUACAUCUGUGGGCUUUGGACUGGCUGGUUUCGAGGCCUGUUAUGGGAACAAGCCGAUCCUUACAGACAGACCAGGACAAAGGGGUUCCCAACAUGGUCAUGGCUGUCGAUUGCUUCAGUCCCAGAAACAGACACAACCGGUAUGACAGAAGGUACUCUUACUGGUCUUCACGUCCGGUGGCCUGGGAGGACGGAAGAAUCCGCUGUUUGCAAGUUUCUGUCACCGAUUCUCGUCCCAGUCACAGAUAAUUGUCGGCCGAGAUUCGAGAGAGCAGGUCAACAUGAACUCAACAACCUAUUCGACGACCUACACAGCGGCCUAUUCAGCGACGUACGUAACGAUCUACACGGCAAGAUAUUCGGCAAUGAUAUCCGUUUUGCUAUUCUGCCACUGGAAGGCAGAAAGCUGGAUAUCUGCAUAGACAGAUACUUCGAGAGCCUUGAAGAUGCCGAUAUCGCAGCGACGAUGACUGGGCACAGGUAUCCAAAAAGGGUUCCGCAUGAGUAUAUGACUAUGGCUGAGCGUAGCCGGGACUCAGGCCGCUUGUCGUGGCGAAAAGUUUGUCUGAAGUCUUCUUGCAACACAAUAAUAGGUUGGGGUUCCAUCGAACACCCGGACUAUCAAGCCGACGAAACCGUUCAGUCCGCAACGCCCAUAUAUGCUUUUGUGGUUUGCAAGCUUUCCGAGGCCCCCGGAGGAUAUGGGCUUGGACAUCUUUCGAGAUCGCACACAGCAUUCGAGGUUCUCUAUGUUCGCCACGUUGAAAUUGUAGGGCAAAAAGACUGUUAUGAAAGGAUAGGAGUUGGCAGGUUGUUUGGAAACGGCGUUAUUCAAGAAUUUGAGUCAUCUUUAGAGACCAGGGUAAAUCUGGUUUGA
Molecule: messenger RNA, 1953 nt
Organism: Pestalotiopsis fici W106-1
Lineage: Eukaryota; Fungi; Ascomycota; Sordariomycetes; Amphisphaeriales; Sporocadaceae
Exons: 1
Coding region: 1-1953 (650 amino acids)
Source: RefSeq, a predicted model, not a curated record